Messenger RNA from Diplodia corticola, 1479 nucleotides. Its product is annotated as transcription factor. Gene Ontology annotation, biological process: transcription by RNA polymerase II. The transcript has a single exon. Gene Ontology annotation, cellular component: nucleus. Lineage: Eukaryota; Fungi; Ascomycota; Dothideomycetes; Botryosphaeriales; Botryosphaeriaceae. The record is from RefSeq and is a predicted model, not a curated record. Bases 1 to 1479 code for a protein of 492 amino acids.
AUGAGUGUACCGGCCAAAGGUGAACGUUUCUACGUCAACUUCGACGACCCUGAGCGCGGUAUCGUCGGCGACCGCGUGGACGCUGCCCAGGCGCACGAUGACGCACGGCCGGUUUUUUCUGGCCUCAGCUUCGUCGCCGAUGUCAAAGAACGCGACACCUCAGAAGUGAAGCCGCCUGCUGCGCCCUCAUCCAAGAGCACCUCCACCGGCUUCCCGGCGCAUAAGAAGCGCACGCGCAUAUCUGCCUUCAAGCAGCAGCGCAACGCCGCAAAGGGCCCCUCCAGCCAGCCGGGCCAGAACAGCGAAUUCACCGCCCCCGCCCCCGCUGCCGCACCGCCUGCGCCAGCAGCAUCGGUCAAGGAGAAUGUCCCACCCCCGGCUCCUGCAACACCCAAGGAUGAUGCUAGUGCUGAGGAGAUAGAGCGUCGUCAGAUCGACGAGGAUAAUAAGAAGAGGCUGGCGGCGAUGACGCCGGAAGAGAUUGAGGCUGAGAGGCAAGAGCUUUUCUCGAGUCUCAAUCCUGCGUUUAUCCAGAGGCUUCUGGCGAGAGCAAACAUAGACGAGGGCAGCAACGAGCGCUCAUUUCCCUCCACGACUAAUCUGCCGCAAACAGAAAUACCACCGAGCACAUCUACUGAACCAAAAUCACCAAAAGUAGCCAAAAAAGUAACCUUUGAAGAGCCCGAAGCGCCCAAGCCAUCAACAGACUCUACGAAGGCAGAUGACAUAGCGAACGACGCAGCAGUCGACAUGUCAAAGCUUGAAGCAGCUCCCGAAGGCUCACCCCCAGCAGCACCAGCAAUCCACUUCCCUCGCCCUCUAAAACCGCCCGAGCUCGAUCCCAACGACCCAAACUUCCUGCAGGACCUCCACGACAAGUACUUUCCCGAUCUCGCCGCCGAUCCACAAUCGCUCCUGUGGGCCGCGCCUCUGCCCACACCCGGGUCUGAAGCGGACAGACAGUCACCAUACCACCCAUCGCUUCGGAGCCUUGACGCGAAGGAUGUCCGCUUCGGAUUUAACGGCGCCAUUAUACCGCCCAAACUCGCGCGAGAUAUGGCUGUCAACCUCGGUCUUCACCACCACGGCGAGGCACCUGAAGCGGCGGGUUACACGAUCCCGGAGCUCGCACUGCUUGCGCGUAGCAAAGUACCUGCUCAGCGGUGCAUGGCGUUCCAGACGCUGGGGCGGAUUCUGUUCCGGCUGGGGCGCGGCGAGUUCGGCAUCGAGGGUACAAUCUCGGUGGAAGGUCCGGAGGUUCUACGAGAAGGGCACGAGGACGAGCUGGAGCGGCAGAACGAGAAGGACAUGUCGAUGCUAGCGAGGGGCUUAUGGGAAUGCGUCGAGGAGCAUCGCGUCAUAGAUACGCUGUCGGAGGAGGUCAACAAGCAGAGUGGGCAUUUGACGGCCAAGACCUUUGCGGAGGAGGCGUUAUGGAAUUGGCGAAAAGGCGGUGGCAGGAAGAAGAGGGCCGUGUAG